GUUCUAUAUGUAUAGGUUUGUCAUAGGAGAACGAGCGCCGCCGGAAGUCUCCAGGAGAGGAGUCGUCUAUCGGGAGUUCCUCGAGAGCCAGACAUGGCGUUGAGCCGCGGCAUCCGAUCCGGGUUGAAGCUUUUGUCGCACUCCGAAGCCGCCCUUCCCAGAUCAGUGACCCAUGAAUUCCAUGCGACGAGCAUGAAGAGAAUGGGAGGGCAUGGCCAUGAUGAGCCCUUCUACGUUCAUGCUAAACACAUGUAUAACCUGGAUCGCAUGAAGCAUCAGAAGCUAAAGGUGACUCUGGGUGUGCUAUCUGCAUUCAGCAUCGGUGUGGUAGUUCCGAUUUAUGCAGUUAUUUUCCAGCAGAAGAAAGCUGCCUCUGGAUGAGAUUUGCAUGCAACCUAGGAAAAAUAAUGACUUUUGCUUGAUUUCCUCUGGUAUUUGUUUGCUGGAGACAUUUGCCUUUCCAUCGAUUUCUUAUGUUCUGCUCUAAAAAUUGAAAACAGAUUCCCAUAGUCUAUUGUGACGUGGUGAUUGUUUGCUUUUUUCUUCUUUGAUAAGGAAGGUUGGGUUUGUCUUUCAUCAGUUUGAUGCUUGUGAUGAAUGGAGGCAUCUGAUGCUUUCAUCUUUGCGACGACUUUGUCAUUUAGGAGACUUGCAAUUGUUAUCCCAUAGUGUUGCUUUACUAAGUAUUCAGUUAAUGGAGUGUUUUAAUGCAUA
Musa acuminata subsp. malaccensis (wild Malaysian banana) is the source of this 714-nucleotide messenger RNA. RefSeq lists its product as uncharacterized. The record is from RefSeq and is a predicted model, not a curated record. Lineage: Eukaryota; Viridiplantae; Streptophyta; Magnoliopsida; Zingiberales; Musaceae.